This is a messenger RNA of Carica papaya (papaya), 2338 nucleotides long. RefSeq names its product cyclic dof factor 2-like. Gene Ontology annotation, biological process: regulation of DNA-templated transcription. NCBI's taxonomy places the organism in Eukaryota, Viridiplantae, Streptophyta, Magnoliopsida, Brassicales, Caricaceae. Gene Ontology annotation, molecular function: DNA-binding transcription factor activity; DNA binding. The record is from RefSeq and is a predicted model, not a curated record.
UAACAAAAUAAAAAGAUCGGCGAUUAAUUGAAAUAUGGCGAGUAAUUGGGGAGAGCAGGUGACAUGGCAGAAAAAGGGGGGACAGCAAAGCACUAUCUUUUUGUGCAAUGUGGGAGAAUCAAAGAUCUCAAACGCCACAUAAACUUGUGGUUCUCAUUUUUUCAUUUCUCUGCUGGCGUGGCAUUUCCCACCUCCCCCUUUAUACCUCCUUUCUUCUUCUUCUUCUUCUUCUUCUUCUUCUUCCUUCUUCUUCUCCCCCCCUGUUUCUCCCCCAUUCAUGCUAUAGUUCUGGAACAAUACUUCUUCUCUGCUUCACUGUAUUUACUCUUCCAACACAGACUCAGAGAGGAUUCUCUCUUUGUUUUUCUCAAUCACGAAUCUGAAUCUGCAUAAUGUUUGAAUCUAAAGACACCGCUAUAAAGCUCUUCGGCAAGACGAUCCCAUUGCCGAUACUCAAUCACCAAAUUGUUUCGCCUAAUCAUUCGUCUUCCCUUACUCUUGACCAUGCUACUGCUGCUGUUACUGCUGAUCACACUUCUCCUUCUGCUAUUUUUUUGCCUCAAGACACCACUGGAGGUUCGUCAACAGAUGGCAACGGAGGAGAUCAAAACAAGAAAUUUCAGGAAAAUUCUGGGGAACAAGUCAUCGAGGAUAAGCAGGAAGGUAACACGUCGGAUCACAGCGCCGAGGACUUAAAAGAGCCUGCAACAACAUCAUCUGGCAUCAGUGAGAACCCUAAAACUUCCUCUGCUGACAGAGAAACUUCAUCAUUGAAAAGUGCUAACAAUGGAGAGCAAAGUGACACAAGUAGUUCUCAAGAAAAGACGCUGAAGAAGCCGGAUAAGAUCCUUCCAUGUCCGCGAUGUAAUAGUAUGGACACCAAGUUCUGUUACUACAACAAUUACAACGUAAACCAGCCGCGCCAUUUCUGCAAAAACUGUCAAAGAUACUGGACUGCCGGAGGAACUAUGAGGAAUGUUCCUGUGGGUGCUGGUCGUCGUAAGAACAAAAGCUCUUCUGCUUCACAUUAUCGUCACAUAAUGGUUUCAGAAGCUCUACGAGCUGCUCAAGUUUCUGCCUCAAAUGCAAUCCACAAAGCUUCUUUGGGAAAUACUGGCACCAUCCUUAACUUUGGCAGCACAGAUUCUCCAUUAUGCGAAUCUGUAGCUUCGGUGUUGAAACUUUCGGAGAAACCACAGAAUUGUGCUCAAAAUGGGUUUCAUUUAUCUGAGCAGAGGAUUCUUAUUUCCUCAGGAGCUACAGCAGAUACUGCAGAUGAUCAUUCAACCAUGAAUUCAUCAGAGAAGGGACAUGAAGCAGCAGCUGCUAAAAACUAUCAAGCUUACCCACCUCAAAUGCCAUGUUUUCCAGGGCCUCCAUGGCCUUACCCCUGGAAUUCUUCAAUUCCUCCACCACCCGCUUUCUGCCCUUCAGGCUUUCCUGUAUCAUUCUACCCACCACCAACCUAUUGGAGCUGCGCAGUGCCCCCUCCAUGGAGUGUACCAUUUAUCACCUCGCCACCCUCUUCUCUAAACCAGUCCCCACAAAGUUCUGGUCCUUCUUCUCCAACUCUAGGGAAGCAUUCAAGGGAUGGCAACAUCCUUAGCACUCCAUCAAACACAGAGAAAGAACAGCCCUCAACCGAUACGGAGAAAACUGUGUUGGUUCCAAAAACUCUGAGAAUUGAUGAUCCAAGAGAAGCUGCAAAGAGCUCUAUAUGGGCAACACUUGGGAUCAAAGCUGAGAAUAAAAGUUCUAGCAAUGGAGGAGGCUUAUUUAAGGGCUUCCAAUCAAGGGCUGAUGACAGAAAUUGCAUGGCUGAAGCAUCCCCAGUAUUGCAGGCCAAUCCCGCCGCCUUGUCACGCUCACUUAAUUUCCAUGAGAGCAUAUAAACCAGAGCUGAAAGUGAGCUGUAAACACUCUGCUAUAUACAUAUAUAUAUAUAUAUAUAUAUAUGUUUAUCCAUAUAUUUCCUCACUACGUCUUGUUGUUAAUUAACCUAGCUGAAAGUGCAGGAACUGUUGGGGAAAGCAAUCCAAUAUAUAUUUAUAUAUAUAUAUAUAUAUAUAUAUAAAGGAAGGUCAGAGAACCAUGUAUCUGUUUUACCCUGUACAAGUGCCGAGCUAUAUCUCUAACUAGCUCAUAUAUAGUGCCAUUUUUUGGUCCUUUUUUUUUUGGUUUCUUUAAGUUUUGGCUGUAAACUUGAACAGUCGUUUUGGUCUUGACCUAGAAUGUUUGUUGAGUGAGUAGUAAUACUUGUAAAAUAUAGCUUGAAAAGAAGCGAUUCUUGAAUGUAAGAAAUUGGGAAAAUAAACAUGUGAAUCCUCAUCCUUUUUUA